AUGGCCCUGGAAGCUGUUCAGUCUACUUCUAGAAAAACUAUUGAGCCAACUUCAAGUCCCAGGAUUUCUUUCUCUGCUGAUUUCCUUGAUGAAAACACCUUCAUUUCCAUCAACCCGCAUUCUCAAAAUGAAGAGGAAGAGGCAGAGAAGGAUCAGAAGGAGAUCAAGGAGAAAGACAAGGCAAGAGUUGCAGAAUUUGAGUUCCUUUCAAGCAAUGUGAGCAGCCAUGCCAUGUUGACUGCGGAUGAGCUUUUCUUUGAAGGAAAGCUGCUUCCCUGUUGGCAAAUGCAACAUUCCGAGAAGCUCAAAAAAAUUAAUCUUAAAACAAAAGAUGCAGAACAAGAAGAAGAAGAAGAAGAAGAAAUAGCUAACAAGGAGGAGAGUAGGGUAAGUUGGUUUGUCGAUGAUGACCCAUCUCCAAGGCCACCAAAAUGUACUGUAUUGUGGAAAGAGUUGCUGAGGUUGAAGAAGCAACGCGCUUCUUCUUUAUCGCCAUCAUCUUCUUCCUCUUCAACGUCAUCUUCUUCAAGCUCGCUGGCUGACAUAGCUACAGCAGAUGAAGGAAAAGAAGGGUCUGGGGAUAGAGAUAAGCAUGUGAAGAGGAUAAAAAAAGGGUUGGAAAGAACAAGAUCAGCAAGCAUUAGAAUAAGGCCAAUGAUAAAUGUGCCUAUUUGCACACAAGUGAAAAGCAGUGCAUUGCCUCCUCUGUUUCCCCUUAAGAAAGGAAGAUUAGAGAGGUGAAGGUAACAGGCAUAGUUGAGUUUGAUCUGAAAUUUAGGCUUGUUCAAAAUGUUCAUUUGUUUUUAAUUUCAUUUUCAAUUUUUAAACCUUUUUUUUUUUCUGUUCUUUUAUGUUUAGAUAAAUCUUGAAUAUGAUGGAUCGAAGUCAGAUGCAUUGCGAUGUAAAUAAAUGUUGACUGGCAUUUGUCGGUUUUCUACAUUUUUUUUACCGGCUAGACUUUCAUUU
Messenger RNA from Durio zibethinus, 966 nucleotides. RefSeq lists its product as uncharacterized. Lineage: Eukaryota; Viridiplantae; Streptophyta; Magnoliopsida; Malvales; Malvaceae. The record is from RefSeq and is a predicted model, not a curated record.